AUGGCGACUCCAUCUGCGUCAGCUUCAUACAAAAAGAAAGAUGGCACCCUUACAGUUUCGAAGGAUCAUAAAUCGAUAUCAUGGAUACCAGCGGCAGGAGGUGCUGGGAGUGCAGUGAUUGUGAAUGUGCAGAAUAUGACCAAUUUACAGCAAACCCCUGCAACUAAUCCCAAAGUCAUGUUACGAAUCUUCGCCCAACAAAACGAUACUCAAGAACAAUACGUCUUCACAUUUACAUCUGGCACCAACGCCCGUGCCGAAGCAGACGCGAUCAAGGAUGUUCUCAGUUCCGCCAUAGCAGCAGCAAAAGCAGCUUCGUCCGCGCUGCCUGCGGCUCCUGCGACGGCGGGUGGUGAAACAUCCACCGGCGAAGGAUUAUCAGCAGCAAUGGCCAUGGCGAACGCAAUCUCAUCUUCUGGAAAGGGGCAAGCGAUCUGGGAUAAUGAUGAUAAAUUAAAAGCGGAUGCUGAAUUGCAGCAGUCCCUACUCAAAUCUGAUGCGAAUCUGCAACGGAUGUUUACGGAGUCACUCCGUACAAGACCGGAAACAUUGUCGGUUGGUCAGUUUGCGUCUCAGUUUUGGUCGAGUAGAGUCCAUCUAUUGCGGGCUCAUGCGAUUGAGAGAGCGCAGACGAGAGGCUCGUAUAACGUGUUGUCGACUUUGAAACCUCGUACAGACAAUAACGUUACGAAACUGAAUAUUACCAAGGAGCAGAUUCAGCUCAUUUUCAAUCAGCAUCCCUUGGUUAAGAAAGUGUAUGAUGAGAAUGUCCCGAAAUUAAGCGAACAACAGUUUUGGUCACGAUUUUUCCAGAGUCGAUUAUUCAAAAAGCUUCGAGGAGAACGUGUCUCUGAUUCUGACGCUACGGAUGCGAUUUUGGACAAAUAUUUAAAAGUUGAUGAACAUGCCGACCGCGUCAGGGAUGCUCAGGUACCGCAUUUCAUUGAUCUUGCUGGGAAUGAGGUCAAUCACAGUCAACGGCAGGGAAACCGUCCUGAUUUCGAUAUGCGACCUGCUUCGAUUGAUAAAGUGCCUAUUAUCCGGACCCUGAAUGCAUUGAGUGAAAGUAUCAUGGCCAAUGUGGCACCGGCUGACGGUGACCCGUCAGCGCCGGUUGGAAUGGAUGAAGAGACAUAUAACCAAUUACUAUUACGAGAUCUCAAGGGAGAUGAAGAACGGAGCCGAAUUAUCCUGAAUAUCCGCGACCAAAGCCGGUUUUUUGGUCAGGAUAAGGAAAAGGAUGGCAAUGAGAAGAAAAAUGCAUUAUUUGCACAGCGUGAUCCGAAGGAGAUUAUAGUUUCUCUACAGACCGAUCUUGAGCAGACUCUGCCCGCUGACGGAUCGUUUCAUCUGGGGAAGAUUGUCGAACCGGGUGAAGAUGAGGAUGACGAAGAUGAUGAAGCAAAAGCCAGACGAGUAGUUGGAUCAAAGGUCAAUAUGCAAAAGGCCUCGAGGGAAAUCUUUGACAUUAUCCGUGAACGACGAGCACAAGCCGACGUGACCUCCGACUCGGGGACAUGGGGUCUAUCAUCAACAUUAUUCGACCGUCUUUCCCUCACACACGCAACCUCCACCGAAUUUCUGAACCAAUUCUGGAACGCCUUCUUAUCCGGCAACCCUGACCGCGCCGGCGAACUCGCUUCACUCGUUGAAUCCCUCAAACGCGCAAUAGAACGCAUUGAAUCCGUCGCCGCGAAUGCAGAAACCGAAAAGGAGACGGAAAUCAAUAAAUUAAAACAACACGCGCGUGAAGUCUUUGCGGCAACAGGGAAGAAAAUCCGUGUUAAUCUUGCUGGUGUUGGUGGUGGGGAGAAAGUGGUUAAUCAGUUACUUGCGCCGACUAUAGCGGCGCUGAAUUUGGCGGUUGAUAAGUAUAAUCAGGCAUUGGCUGAGGCGACGGCUGCGUCUGCUAGAGAGGAUUCUAUGACUUUAUGAGCUUAUCUACUGAUCUUUAUUAUUUGGGGUUGUAUUAAAACAAUAUUAUAGAUGUGAAUACCUAGGUAGCUCUACGUACCAUAUUUCCUUUGCUCGGUGGGAUUUUUCUCCCUUAGCAGCGGCCGCUUGUGUGAGGGGGCUCACAGUCAGGCUCACUGAGUGAAUUUCAGUCCAAGA
Molecule: messenger RNA, 2112 nt
Organism: Talaromyces stipitatus ATCC 10500
Lineage: Eukaryota; Fungi; Ascomycota; Eurotiomycetes; Eurotiales; Trichocomaceae
Product: RNA polymerase II transcription factor related protein
Exons: 2
Coding region: 1-1935 (644 amino acids)
Biological process (GO): nucleotide-excision repair; transcription by RNA polymerase I; transcription by RNA polymerase II
Cellular component (GO): transcription factor TFIIH core complex; transcription factor TFIIH holo complex
Source: RefSeq, a predicted model, not a curated record